Molecule: messenger RNA, 648 nt
Organism: Nerophis lumbriciformis (worm pipefish)
Lineage: Eukaryota; Metazoa; Chordata; Actinopteri; Syngnathiformes; Syngnathidae
Source: RefSeq, a predicted model, not a curated record
AUGGACGACCCCAACAGACCUCAGCGCAAAAUGUCCACGGCAGGGGACAGCCUGUACAAAGUCCUAGGCUUGCAAAAGGGAGCAUCGCCCGAACAGAUAAAAAAGGCCUACAGAAAGCUGGCGCUGCGGCACCACCCAGACAAGAACCCUGACAACCCCGAAGCAGCUGAAAAGUUUAAGGAGAUCAACAACGCAAACUCCAUCCUGAGUGACGAGAACAAGCGUAAGAUCUACGACGAGUAUGGCUCCAUGGGCCUCUAUAUAGCCGAGCAGUUUGGCGAUGAGAGCGUCAAGUAUUACUUCCUCAUGUCCAAGUGCUGGUUCAAGGCCUUGCUGGUGUGUUGUGGCAUCUUUACCUGCUGUUGCUGCUUUUGCUGCUGCUGCUUCUGCUGCGGCAAGUGCAAGUCUCCCGAGGAGGACGAAAGAGACUUCUAUGUGAACCCAGAAGACCUGGAGGAGGAGAUCAGGGAUCAGGACGAAGCACGAGACUCUGUUAUAGUUAUUCAGCCCAGUUCGUCCGCCACUGCCGACACUUCUGGCAAAGCUGAUGCCAUGUCAGGCGAGGACAUACCCAUCGUGAUUCAGCCUCUCCCCAGUAAUGGCUCUACUUCCUCCACUGCCGCCGUGUACCUGAAACUGGAGCAGUGA